UAAAGUGUGGUUCUUUAGAGAGUCUCUGCUUGCUCUCCAGGGACCAAAGGAGCUAACUGUCAGCCCAGCGAUGAGUACAGCCAAGCGUAGCCCCCACAGUGGCACCCACUACUAGGAGGCACAGCCAGCCAGUGGCCCAUCCUCCAGUUACACCUAACCCCCAGCAUCCACCAUCCAGGCCUCCAUGUUGGUGUCCACCCUGCUUCCUCGUCCUUAACCUCCUACAGCUUUGCGUCCACCCGUUCACAGGACUAAGCUACCCAAGCUGUGACAUGCCAGUAGCCGGUCCUUACGAUGCUCCACUGCUCCCUCCACAGAUGCAGCCUCUACCACCUCCACUCCCAAAGCCUGAGGACUUGUCCCCGUGGGGUGGCUCAGGGAACAGCUCCAGUGCCAGUUCUGCCGGCAGCUUCCCGAAGAAGCCACCGGUUCCCACCAGGCUGCUGAAACCCAAGGGUUGGCCCAGGCGCCGCCCCCCUACCCCCGCUUCACUACUGUGACAUCUGCAAGAUCAGCUGGCCGGUGCCCAGGUCAGCCACCCAUGCCUAAUGCCUCCUCUCCCUUGUCCCCUGUGGCCAGCCAGAGGUCAGGGUUGGAGCCUGCCCAAGAGAGGCCUGUUAUUAAACCUACAACGUCACGUGUGCAUCAGAAGUGCCUUAAGCUUGCCCUACUGGUGUUUGAGUGGCAGAAAUGAGAGCAGCACAGCACUGACUGUUGGCCAUAGAAACCUUGUCUUAAACCCCAAGUGGUGUCAGCCCCUCCGCUCAGAUCCUGAAAGGCGUGAUGCGGUCGGCCUCCUGGCCAAAGGCCUCCUCCGUCAGGGAGACAGGACAGUGCAGCUAAUCCUGCUCUGCUCCCAGAAGCCCACCCAUGCCUGCUGCAGAGGGUCACGGAGCAGCUGCCCCGGCAGCUCCUGGUGAACCCUGGCUUUCUCCAGGCCUGGCACUCCGGCCCAUCUCAGUCAGGAUGCCCACAAGGCGCUGGGCCCCAGGCACCCAAUGCAUCACCAAGUGUGAGCACACGCGCCCGAAGCCCGGAGAGCUGGCCUUCCACAAGGGCGACAUGGUCACCAUCCUGGAGGCUUGUGAGAGCAAGAGCUGGUACCGAGCCAAGCACCACGCCAGCGGGCAGGAGGGGCUGCUGGCGGCCGGUGCGCUGCGGGAGCGUGAGGCCCUCUCAGCGGAUCCCAAGCUCAGCCUCAUGCCGUGGUUCCACGGGAAGAUCUCGGGCCAGGAGGCGGUGCAGCUGCUGCAGCCGCCCGAGGAUGGGCUGUUCUUGGUGCGGGAGUCGGUGCGGCAUCCCGGGGACUACGUGCUGUGCGUGAGCUUCCACCGCGACGUCAUCCACUACCGCGUUCUGCACCGUGAUGGCCACCUGACCAUCGACGAGACCAUCUGCUUUUGCAACCUCAUGGAUAUGGUAGAGCAUUACAGCAAGGACAAGGGGGCCAUCUGCACGAAACUCGUGAAACCCAAGAGGAAGCAGGGGGCUAAAUCGGCGGAGGAAGAGCUGGCCAAGGGUAGGGGCCUGCACCCUCUCUGCCCAUGUUCGCCCUGCCCAUGUUCUGGCUGGUUACUGGACCUGCAGUAUUUGACGUUGGGAGCACAAAUCGGAGAGGGGGAGUUUGGAGCCGUCCUGCAGGGCGAGUACCUGGGCCAGAAGGUGGCCGUGAAGAACAUCAAGUGCGAUGUGACGGCCCAGGCCUUCCUGGAUGAGACAGCAGUCAUGACGAAGAUGCAGCAUAAGAACCUGGUGCGUCUGCUGGGCGUGAUCCUGCACCAGGGACUCUACAUCGUCAUGGAGCACGUGAGCAAGGGCAACCUGGUGAACUUUCUACGAACUCGGGGCCGGGCCCUUGUGAACACCCCCCAGCUCCUGCAGUUUUCCCUGCACGUGGCCGAGGGCAUGGAGUACCUGGAGAGCAAGAAGCUGGUGCAUCGAGACCUUGCUGCCCGCAACAUCCUCAUCUCUGAGGACCUGGUGGCCAAGGUCAGCGACUUUGGCCUGGUCAAGGCUGAGAGGAAGGGGCUGGACUCCAGCCGACUGCCCGUCAAGUGGACAGCGCCUGAGGCACUCAAACAUGGGAAAUUCUCCAGCAAGUCCGAUGUCUGGAGUUUCGGGGUGCUGCUAUGGGAGGUCUUCUCAUAUGGCCGGGCUCCAUACCCCAAGAUGUCGCUGAAGGAGGUGACAGAGGCUGUGGAGAAGGGGUACCGCAUGGAGCCCCCUGAGGGCUGCCCAGGCCCUGUCCACACCCUCAUGAACAGCUGCUGGGAGGCGGAGCCUACCCGCCGGCCAACCUUCCGAAAACUGGCCGAGAAGCUGGCCCGGGAGCUGCGCAGCGCGGGCGCCACUGGCCAUGUUGAAGGACAGGACGCUGAUGGCUCCACCUUGCCCCGCAGCCAAGAGCCUUGACCCUGCCUGGUGGGGCCAUGGCCCCAGAGGACAGAGAGCGGGGGGCUCAGGGUGGGGACACCGGCCGGGCCUCAGGAGGCUUGGGCCAGCAAGCCGCCCACCUGGCUCACAGCACAGAAGCAGGCCCUUUUGGGGGGCUUGGGGCAGCCCCUGGAUACCACAGACCCAGGAGAAGGAUUGGUGCCUCGAUAAAGACUGGUUCCAAGAA
Messenger RNA from Myotis davidii, 2620 nucleotides. It is a transcript of the gene MATK, whose product is annotated as megakaryocyte-associated tyrosine kinase. Bases 871 to 2412 code for a protein of 513 amino acids. The transcript is spliced from 15 exons. The record is from RefSeq and is a predicted model, not a curated record. NCBI's taxonomy places the organism in Eukaryota, Metazoa, Chordata, Mammalia, Chiroptera, Vespertilionidae. Gene Ontology annotation, biological process: protein phosphorylation. Gene Ontology annotation, molecular function: protein binding; protein tyrosine kinase activity; ATP binding.